Molecule: messenger RNA, 2968 nt
Organism: Amphimedon queenslandica
Lineage: Eukaryota; Metazoa; Porifera; Demospongiae; Haplosclerida; Niphatidae
Exons: 5
Coding region: 32-2581 (849 amino acids)
Biological process (GO): signal transduction
Molecular function (GO): protein binding
Source: RefSeq, a predicted model, not a curated record
UACUGCCAAGCUAGAAGGUCAACUUGAAAGGAUGACAUCUAAAUACACUCAUAAUAGGGACACAGCUAAAUCCAGCGAUGAAAUAUCUGGUGACAGUGUAGCUCUCUCUUCUACCAGUCAGGCGGGGCCUGACUAUGUCAGUCCAUCUUAUGAGGCAGAAGAGAUCAGUACUGCUGACAAUGAUAUUAAACCUAAAUUUGUUCCUGGAGGCUUUGGUUUAUACCAACAAAAAAGUGACUUUGCUGUUACUCUUGAUGAUAUUCCUGUUACACUUGAUGUUACACUUGUCGUCAGGCCACUUGACGAUAAGAUUUCGUAUGAUGUUUUUUGGGAUAUCAUUCUCAAGCAAAAAGUUCCAGUGACGACAAGUCUUGUUGCAGUCAUGGGUUUGCCUAGCUCUGGAAAGACGGCAGUUUUGGAAUCCAUUCUGAGGCAAAAAGUAAAAGUGAAAGAUGGAGCAAAAAUUGAUCAUUACCUUCGAAGAAAGAAAAAUGAGCAGUGUUUGUCAAUAUAUGAGCUGUGUGCUCUUGGCAGUUCACGACAUGACAAGUACGCCUGGUCCUUUGCCACCAAUCGCUAUGGGGCAAUUUUUUCUAUUCUUUGUGGUCUCAUUCGUCUAUACCCAAUCAUAUCAAGCGUUGAGUUUGAACUCAGAGAUCAAAAGCCAGAAUCUGUCAUUGAAGAGCACGUUCAAUGGUUGAUGGGUAAUAUUCAAGAUUUACUUGAGAAAAUUAAAGAUGAGUCAGGCAAGCUGACCCUCAUUCAAGAUGGCGUUUCUCUCAUUAACGUAAUGGAUGUUGGCGUCAACAAAGCUCUUUACGACUUUUUAUCUAUGAUGCUGCUCUCUUGUGACAGACACAUUCGUCUAGCUUUCUUUUCAUUGAAUAGAGAUGGACCUAAACUUCAUGAGAAACCUGACCUACCAUCUCGACGUUAUGGAGAUAGAAAAGAUGACAUAUUAGUUAUGCAGCCAAGGUCACGACUCACAUAUCUCCUCCACUUUGCUACAGUUGGUUAUACUAAUAAAGACCAGCUUGAAAAAGAAACAGAGAAUGCUACUGUUAUGAUUGCAACAAAGACAAGGCCAAAAGGCUCACCUGCAGGAAACACACCUUCAUUAGAUCAAGCCAAGAAGGAAAUAAUUGAACAAGCAAGAUUGAGAAAUGUAGACCAUUUUCUAAAGAACUGGAUAGUAAUUGAUAUUGAUGACGAGAAAUCCAUUACAAAAGAAUUUGGGCAGAGGAUGGAAGACAUCCUUAAAAAUAAAUAUGAUCAGCUCACGAUACAGCUUCCCCUUCGAUGGAUAUUUUUGAGGAGUCUUGUAGUGUCACUGGACAGUACUGAAACAAAGGCAAUCAUCCUGUCAAAGAAAUAUAUCAUAGAAACGGCAGACAAGCUGAAGAUGAAAGAGGAUGAAGUUGAAAAUUUUCUAAAAACAUUCACUGACUUUGGCAGCAUCCUCUACAUGCCUCAGUAUGACGAUAUUAAAGAUAUUGUCAUUGUCAAUAUUUGGGAGUUCACUCAGUACCUAAACAAGCUUUAUUAUCCUCAGGAAGGAGAGCCGUAUGCUACCAAUCUGUUGAAGUAUGGAAUCAUAUCAGAGUCAUCUGUCAAAAAGAUUUUUUUCAAGCAUCCUAAGAAUGCUGAAGAUUUUAUGACAGUUCUUACAACAUUUGCAAUGGCCUCUAAAAUCAAAAGUGGUCAGUCUAUCCUCAUUGACCAGAAGCCACUUCAGCCUGAAGUGCACUAUUAUUUACCAUUAGCAAGAAUUUGUGAAGUAUACAAACCAUCAGAAGAGGAGAAUGAUUAUGCUUUCAUUGAGAUAGAGAGUGUCAACUUCCCAGCCAAUGUACAAGCUUGCAUUAGCAAUUCCAUUUUGAAGAAUAAAGAUGCUGUUCUUAUUGCCACAGAACACAAUAACAUUUCACGAUUUCAAUUCCAAUCUGAGAGUGGUCCUCCUGUUAAGAUAGAGAUGAUAUACAAAGGAAGCAAAACAAGAUUAAGAAUAAUGAACAGCUCCAAUGACAUACUCACAUCUCCAGCAACAGUUGAAGCAUGCAAAAAAGUAAUCACUGGUUCCUGUAGAUGUCUCCAAAGAAAAAUUAAUGUAAUACGUGACCUCAAAUACAGUUUUGCUGUUCCCUGUGCAUCUCCUGAAGGUGGAUGUCAUUUUCUCUAUAAUGAUUGUGAGCCUCAGCUCUGUGAUGCUUGUUCAACUGAAAAUAAUUUUAGAUUAUGCUGGAGCAAAGCAGCAAAACAGUGUGACUUGUUAAGCGAAGGCAGUGGAGCAAGAACGAGUGAAAAUAAUCUACUGAACUUUCAAGAUAUUUCUGGAAUUAUUACAGGCAAAUAUAAAUUUGAUGCCUUUAAAAAAGCACUGAACAUUGAUGAAAGUAAAUUCCCUGAUUUGAGUAAUCCAGAAGAUAGUGAGGAUAGUAAAAAGAAGGCAAUGAUGUUGAUGCUGCUAUUGUGGGAAAAACAAACUGACAAGCAUACUAGGCACGCUCUGAUAGAUAGAUUAAAGGAGAAUGGGUGUGAUGAUAUGGCUGAGAAACUUAAAAACACUAGUAUAGCAUAUUAGUCUAAAUUGCUGUUAGCAUUGGCUUUAUUUUACAUUAUUUUUUAGCUGCAUUUAAAAUUUUAAAUAUUACUAUUUUCCAUUGUUGGGCGUGGCUUAUAAAAUUUAAUUUUGUGUCGUUUUGGUUUUGACAAGAACAUAACACUUAGAACAGGCGCAUUCCAGAAAUGUUUUGACUUUGUCCGAGCUUUUCAUUUGCCCUCCCUGAAAGAGAAGGUUCUGCCUUAAGAGGGUGAUCAUGGAUGUGGAUUACCUAACAAAUGCAGAGCCGGUCGCCGUUGGUGCUACUGCUGAUGAAGGUGGGCCGUCUGCAAUUGUCACAGGCGAUUUGGGGGAUUACAAUAGAGGAUAUGCGUGCUAAGUAUAUUCAUAGCUUUUUAGUACCGUAUA